Messenger RNA from Pichia membranifaciens NRRL Y-2026, 1257 nucleotides. RefSeq lists its product as hypothetical. Gene Ontology annotation, cellular component: nucleus. The record is from RefSeq and is a predicted model, not a curated record. Gene Ontology annotation, biological process: DNA repair; DNA alkylation repair. NCBI's taxonomy places the organism in Eukaryota, Fungi, Ascomycota, Pichiomycetes, Pichiales, Pichiaceae. Bases 1 to 1257 code for a protein of 418 amino acids. The transcript has a single exon. Gene Ontology annotation, molecular function: dioxygenase activity.
AUGGAUACUGAUUCCAAACUAAAUCUUUUAUCGCACAUAUUCCCGGACUUUGAUAAGGUAACUCUUCUUGAAUUGUUGGUUUCCUGUGAAGGAUCAGUUGGAAAGGCAAAAAAAUUAAUUCUUGGAGAUGGAAUCACUGAUGACACCGAGGAACUCAACACUCCUGAGAAAGAAUCUGUACCAAAUAUAGUAGAAGUUCCCGAAGCACAGGUAGAAAAUAUUGUGUUGCAGGAGAAAAGGAAAAUUGAGGAUACUAUUGAAGCAGAAAGCUCUCUAUCAAAGAUAGUAAAAUUUCAAAAACUGAAUCCUCCUUUAACAAACAGAACCGUCACUUUGUAUUCGAAGCAUGACAUUGAAUCCGUGCUUCCAAAUAUCAAAAUCUAUCCUAAAUUUUUGCAAAAGCAACUUGCUGAUGAUGUCCUAGACAAUUUGGUAAGUCAAAAGAUGCUAUUUAAGGCAAAGCAAUUUUAUAUUGCUGGAAGCUUAUGCAAAUCGUCUCAGAAAACUGCUGUUUUCGGCGAUAGUGACCAGGUAGACUACGAUCCUGUCUAUCAAGAUGGGGUUACAAAACCGUUAAAAAUGACUCCGGAGUUGAUAAAGUGUCGAAUAUUGAUUGACCAGAAGGUAAAUAUGGUUUUGCAAAAGUAUCAUGAGGAUAGCCAAGACAAGGCCGAUUUCCUGAUACAUGAAAAUUGGCAGAGUGAUUUUUGUGUAGGAAAUUAUUUUCCAGAUAACAAAUCACAUUUAGACUGGCAUACUGAUAAACUCACCAAUAUAGGUCCCUUGCCUACUAUUGCUUCUAUUUCGUUUGGCGCAACAAGAAUAUUUAGACUCAGGAGGAGCAAUCCUACCAACUCUACAAUAUAUAAUAUACUUUUACCAAACAAUACCCUACUUAUAAUGCUACCAUCUACACAGGAGCUUUACAAACAUUCUGUCCCCACCUUAAAGGACUCUUUGGUGAGGCCGCAUUCCAAGUUUGGCGAAUCAAGAUUUAGCUUGACGUUUAGGAUGAGCUACCCUGAGUUUGAAAAAAAUAAAGUAUACUGUGAUAAGUGUAAGAAGCAGAUGAUUUUGAGAAGACUUUUCAAAGGUGAAGAUAUUGGUUAUUACGUAUGGAUGUGUAUGGGGUCCUUCAAAGGUGUAAAUUGUAAAGGGUUCAAAUACGCCAGGUUUAGCGGCAGAACGGGAGAAUCGGAAUUUGCGACAACGCACAAAAGUAAAGCAACAAGAUGGCUUUCAAGCUUGGAGAAGUAA